Molecule: messenger RNA, 2728 nt
Organism: Cuscuta epithymum
Lineage: Eukaryota; Viridiplantae; Streptophyta; Magnoliopsida; Solanales; Convolvulaceae
Source: the annotation of a GenBank genome assembly
GAAAUGGACCGUGGUGGCAGGAUUACUAGGAGAAACCCGACGGGCCGUGUACCAGUGGAGACUGGACAGGGCAAUCGAAGGACCUCUAGGGCAUCUGGAGGAGCUGGCCGUGGAGGCCGAUCACAGACCGUGAGUGACGGUCAUGUUGACACAGAAAGUGAAACCUACUGGUCCUAUGAGGACUCGACUUACCAACCGGAGACCGAGCCGGUUGAGACCCCUUACGAAGGGGAUGACGAUGAUGUAAGUGAUGAAGAAGGGGAGAAUGACUCCCUAGCCAGAAUUGAGGCGCUGCUCCAGCAAUAUCAGCGGGAGCGCGCAGAAAGGAGGGAACGCCGAAGGCGCCGAGGAGGGCGAACUUCGGGAGGGGCUUCAAGAGGAAGAAGCCAUGGCGACUCUAGGGCCCACAUUGAACCACAUGGGGGCCGGGGUGAUGGAGGUCCGAUCAUAAGGAUCUCCAAAUACCUCAAAGAGGCACGAGACUUGGGGUGCAAACCCUUCAACAGAGCGGGUGACAUCUCGGUCGCCGCGGAAUGGAUCAAGAGGUUGAACGAAGCAGCCCUUGAUAUGCAACUCACCCCCGAAUUUAAACUAAGGGUGGCGGUGAGGUUGCUUGAAGGGAUGGCAUCCACAUGGUGGGACGGAGCCAAAGGAAAGUAUGGCAAUACCGUGACUUGGGAGGAUUUCCGACAGGAGUUCUUUGCCCAAUACUAUUCUGAUUUUGAGGUGAACAAUAAGAGGAGAGAGUAUACCCUCCUGACCCAAGGUGGCACGAUGACGGUGAGGCAACUUGAACACAAAUUCAGGGAACUCGCGGAAUUCAUACCGGAGUACAUAUGUGAUGAAAACCGGAUGGUGAACCAUUUCUGGGAUGCCUUGGACCUUGACAUACGCGAGAGGGCAACACAAUUGCCUAAUAUGACGUUUAGUCAAGUGGUCGAACAAGGCCUGAAAGGAGAGAAGGAGUGGGAGGAAAGAAAACGAAAGAACGCCGAGGAGGCAAGGAAGAGAAAAUGGGAGAGUCACGGCUCCCAAGGUUCCAACAAAAAGGGGAACCAUGGAGGGGGAUCUUUCCGUGCACCACCGCCACCGUCUAGGGGGAACCAAGGCCCGAGUGGGCAAGGCUCGAGGUCACAAACCUCGGUGGUAACUCGUUGCAACAAUUGCAAAAAGAACCACUCCGGUAAAUGUCGCGACCCCCCUAGAUGCUUUCAAUGUGGGGAUGUCGGGCAUCUGAAGGCGCAUUGUCCACAACUGGGCGGGGCAAGGACAUCGGGACCAAGCAGUGGUCCGACGAGUACACGGAAUCAGACCGGGGCUUCUCAAGCAAGCAGAGGGCAAGGGGGAGCAAGCACGAGCAACGCGCCAUCCGUGAACCAAGGAAGAACCCAGGCUAGGGUCUAUGCGAUGACGGAGGCGGAUGCUCAAGCUAACCCGGACUCCGUUGCAGGUUUUGCAGAUGUCCUCUACAUCUGUUAGAUGCUCAGCAUGCUUAUCAGAGGACCAUUGGAGAUCAUCCACAGCAUCAGAUAGCUCCUGAAUAGCCUUGUCUUGAGCAGCGAGGGUCAGAGAUUGAGAGAAGAGAACAGUGUGUACACUGGCUACCUCUGAUGCAAUGUUGUUGUAAGGAAUAAAUGUAAUUAGAUUUUGAUGAUGCUAUAGGAUUAGAAAGUUAGAUUACCCCCAAAUUAGAUUUUAUGUAUUAGACUUUUCAAUUGUAAGUAUUAGUAUAGUCGACGAUCAGAGUUGCUCUUUUUUGGAUCAGAUCAGAAGUGCAUCAGAACUGCUCGACCAGACUUGCUCUAUGAGAACUGCCCCAUCAGAGUUCUCUUAGCAGAAGUCCAUCAGAGUUGCACCAUGAGAGUUGCUGAUAAACUUGGACAUCUGAUAGCCGAUGAGAACUACAGAUCAGAGGUACUCAUCAGCGGACCUAUCAGAGUCAAAGUUGGAGUUCAGUCAGAGAUCAGAAGUCCAUCAGAACUCAACUCAUCAGAAAGCCAUCAGAAUCCAACACAUCAGAAGAGCCUGAUCAGAGCCCGACUAACACUUAGAAGAUUUCAAGCAACAUCCAACAGCUAUGAAUCCAACGGGUAAAAACAUCCAACGGCUAGAAGACUGUGCAUGAAAGGAAAGCAUUUAAUGCACAUUAAAUGAGCCUGAUGCGCUGAAGGAUUGAUUGCAAAUGAUUGACCAAAGAAUCCGGGAAGAUAUAUUAUAAAAAUAGAAACCUUCCAAAACGGCGGUCAAGUCAACUGUACGCGCAUUUAAUGCAGUUGUCUCCUCCUCCAACGGGCAGACAACCCCAGUAUAUAAGCUACUCACCGAAGAACUGGAAAACUAACUUUGCCAAGAAUUCUUGAUCCAUUCCUGAACAUACUUCUUGAGAUUUAACCUUCAUAACUACUACGUUGGGAAGAUUCAAACUCCAAAUCUCUCAUCCCCAACAAACGAGCAAAGUUCAUCCUGUUCUUCAACUCUUCAAGAACUUCAUCAAACAUCAUUUGUGACGAAGCAAGUUGGAGGAAAAACUUUGUUUUUCAAAGGAUCUUCUGAAAAGAAGGGCGUCCAAGUAACUGCAGUAGUGAAGUGGUGAUACUUCCGGGAAGCUGAGUGAAAGGACCAGUCAUCAGGAAGCAGGAUUGCAUCCCGGGUGACAACUAGGCUUGAAGAAGGCGUGGAGAACUUCUUAAGUGCUAGGAAUUAGCUUUGUAACCGAUCUACUUCAAAG